CGGCAUGCCGCGAUCUCCAUGGUAAUGUCAACAUUGGAGAAGCUGUGGAAACUUGGAUAUCACUGAAACAGUUCCAAUUUCUCUGCAAACAUGACGACUAUGUGUUCUAACCGAAAACCUUAUCCAUUCCCAACAUUUGAGAAUGAUGAUAAAUUUGCAGGGUCUCAACAGACGAUGAAAGAGCCUUAUUGCGAUCCAACCCACAUAGCCCAACAGCAGGAGCCUUGGGGACGACUCAACUCAGCUCCUACGCUAUCCAGUUCGAGGCGGGAUGUUUUUCAUCAUGACCCACAAGCACCAAGAGAUUCAUUAGAUUUUGUUUUAAAAGCAAAAUAUAAUCAUCAUGAUGAAUUUUUAAGGGACAAAAAUGAAACCUUGUAUCAACCAGAAACUUUGGGAUUGGACCAUGGACGUACAUUGAAAAAAAGAGAGAAGGAACAACCUAAAGUUGAAUACCCCUUGAAUCAUCCUCUGCGAAUUUACGAAACUCCAAAGAAGCAAGUUAUCCACAGUAUGCACAAUGCCAUUGGUUUCCAUCCACACACCCAGAGUACCAACCGGGGGUACAUCAGAAAGCAUGAUGGUGGCUACUACGCCAUCUAAGCAAUCAUCGACUUUAGCUGAAAAAGCCAUCACAGCGCCGCAACGAAUGGAGGCUACUCCCGGAAACACGAUGGUGGAUUCUACUGUCCUUAGAAGACGAACAGACUUUCAUUUCCAUAGCAAUAUGUGGAAGUAUUAACAUCACAACAUCAAAUUAAAGACCUUAUUUCACCGGAUGCCUUGUGAGAAGACCUUAUUUUUUCAUAGUUUGUAUGUUUUGUGCCUUUUCACAUGGACUCUUUGGGGUGAAUACAAAAUAAAUUGUUUAUCAAGAAACUUUUGACAGGCAGACUUGAGACGGCGUAAAAUGCAAUCGUUUAUUGUUAAUGUGAAAAAAAUGUAAGCUGUAGCUUUUCCAUGAACUUCUAGUCAAUGAUAGCCGUGGCCAGAUGUUGGCCAACUAUCUGACAUUUGCCAAAAAUAUGAAAUAUCCUGAUCGAACUUUGUGAUGAACUUGUUAAAAAAACUAAGAAACCCCCAAGAUUGCUUUUGAUUUUCUAUUCACAUCCUGAAGAGUCAUGUUUGGUGACCAUACACUUACGCUGUUGUAAAACCUGGUGAAGUUUCUAAUUACAGGAACCUAGCUGGGUGAAUUGAUUAUUUAAAAUUUGUGUCUUGUCCUUGUUAUCACGAAUGACACCAAGUGAGAUUCAGUAUUUCAAUGAGAAUUUUUAACUUACUCAUCUGCACAAGCAAAAUGUGAUUGAUUUUACAAUUAAAUUAUUAACUCGACUUUGUAUAUUUAAAUCGUGUAUUGUCAACCAGUAUCGUGUUAACUUGUUGAUGUAUGUCUGAUUGUGAUUCGGAGGCAAUUUACCAUAUGAAUUUUUCAUUCCAUGCACUGUUCGUGCGAUGUAUAUUUUGUAAAGAUUUACUGCUUUAGGUUUAGUAACGCAAAUCCUCUGACCCAGACAGUCCUUGGAACACCCUGCCUUGGAUUGUCAAGGUGGCAGGGUAAACUUUCUGCAUUGGCUGCGCAUGUACAGAGAUACUUAGCAAAAGAUUCAUGAUUUCGUACCUGUGGUUUGAAAACCCAAAUGGACCCGUAGAUAUCGGCCACCAUGACUACAUGCACAGUCGAGGCAGACAUAUCUUAGGAUGAUCGCGUGUGGUCAGUCAAUGUUUUCGAGGGAAAACGAUAUCAAGUCGAUGUUGAACAUCAUUAAAUCUCUCGGGGACAAGGUUUGGUCAUGCGGGGACACUGUUUGAUUUAUGUACAUUUACACAAGCAUACAGUAUGUAUGCUAGCUAGUAAUGCACCAGUCAGUUUGUUGUGCAUUGCAAAGAAAGUUCGGAAGACAUUAUAGUACAUGUAUGAUUUUGGAUAUUUUGAAAUAAAGUUGUAUCUGUUGAUAAAA
This is a messenger RNA of Lineus longissimus, 1961 nucleotides long. RefSeq names its product protein CFAP276-like. NCBI's taxonomy places the organism in Eukaryota, Metazoa, Nemertea, Pilidiophora, Heteronemertea, Lineidae. The transcript has 5 exons. The record is from RefSeq and is a predicted model, not a curated record. The coding region runs from base 91 to 603 and encodes 170 amino acids.